Capronia coronata CBS 617.96 is the source of this 1008-nucleotide messenger RNA. RefSeq names its product D-3-phosphoglycerate dehydrogenase. Gene Ontology annotation, molecular function: NAD binding; hydroxypyruvate reductase [NAD(P)H] activity; glyoxylate reductase (NADPH) activity. The record is from RefSeq and is a predicted model, not a curated record. NCBI's taxonomy places the organism in Eukaryota, Fungi, Ascomycota, Eurotiomycetes, Chaetothyriales, Herpotrichiellaceae. Bases 1 to 1008 code for a protein of 335 amino acids. The transcript has 3 exons. Gene Ontology annotation, cellular component: cytosol.
AUGUCGAGUAGAGGCAAAAUAUUGCUUCUUGGGGAAAUCUGCCAUGCACAAGCACAAUGGGAGGCUCUGAAUGAUCUGGGAGAAUUGGUUCGACCAAUAGCAAAAAACAGGGAUGAAUUUAUCAGAGAAUGCGAAGAAGGCGGGCUUGACGGAGUGAUUGCUGCUUACCGGACGGCUGAAUCCAUCGAUAUUACGGGGCAUUUCGACAAAGAACUCAUGAGUGUUAUACCUAAGAGCUGGGUAUUUCUGGCUAGCUGUGGGGCUGGCUACGACCCGAUUGAUGUAAAGGCUUGCUCUCGGAGGGAACCACCGCUGCGUGUCUCGAACGUGCCGACCGCUGUGAAUGAUGCAACGGCUGAUACUGCUAUCUUCUUGAUGCUUGGAGCACUCCGGAACUUCAACCCAUCCAUGCACACCUUGCGUCAAGGGAAUUGGAGAGGCAAACAACCCGUCGCACUUGGGCACGAUCCACAAGGGAAAGUCCUUGGAAUACUCGGCAUGGGCAGCAUAGGCAGGAACAUAAGCGCGAAAGCCGCCGCGUUUGGAACGUCGACUAUCUAUCACAACCGACGAAAGAUCGAAGGCGAGACCAUCGAGUACGUUUCGUUCGAAGAUCUUCUGAGGAGAAGCAAUGUGCUCAGUCUGAACGUGCCGCUUAAUUCUAAAACUCGACAUAUCAUUUCUACAGCUCAAUUAGAAAUGAUGAAGCCAACGUCGAUUGUCAUCAAUACGGCUAGGGGGGCUGUACUUGACGAAGUUGCUCUGGUUGAAGCUCUGGAAAAUGGGACAAUUGCCGGUGCGGGCUUAGAUGUGUUUGAAGAAGAACCCAACAUUCACCCAGGCUUGAUUCAAAAUAAGAAUGUGAUUCUCCUGCCACAUAUGGGGACACACACUACAGAGACAAAGCGGAAGAUGGAGGAAUGGACGAUUGAAAACAUUCGAGAGGCUCUUGAGAAGGGGCGCUUGAUGAGCCCAGUUCCUGAGCAGCAGACCUCUGAUCAUAUAUAA